AUGUUCAGGCAAUCCGCCGAUUCCGACGACAUCUCUUACUUCAACCUCAGCUCUCACCAUCGGCUAGUGACCACUGGUUCGAAAGACGCUCAAGUGUGGUUCGAACGCGGAUUGAUAUGGUCCUUCUCUUUCAACCAUGAAGCAGUGCGAUGCUUUGAGAGAGCGGCGGAAUACGACCCCUGUUGCGCCAUGGCUUUCUGGGGCUUUGCGUAUGCCGCGGGACCAAAUUACAAUAAGGCGUGGAAAUUCUUUGACCCUAAGAACCUUCGGAUUGCGAUCGAACGAGCAAAGGAUGCAAUGGUCCAUGCUGCUAAGUUGGCGGUCCAGGCCAGCGGUUGA
This is a messenger RNA of Aspergillus melleus, 339 nucleotides long. RefSeq lists its product as uncharacterized. Lineage: Eukaryota; Fungi; Ascomycota; Eurotiomycetes; Eurotiales; Aspergillaceae. Bases 1 to 339 code for a protein of 112 amino acids. The record is from RefSeq and is a predicted model, not a curated record. Gene Ontology annotation, cellular component: intracellular anatomical structure. The transcript has a single exon. Gene Ontology annotation, molecular function: protein binding.